This is a messenger RNA of Sander lucioperca (pikeperch), 3086 nucleotides long. RefSeq names its product cylindromatosis (turban tumor syndrome), like (gene cyldl). The transcript has 14 exons. NCBI's taxonomy places the organism in Eukaryota, Metazoa, Chordata, Actinopteri, Perciformes, Percidae. Gene Ontology annotation, molecular function: cysteine-type deubiquitinase activity; K63-linked deubiquitinase activity. Bases 1 to 2292 code for a protein of 763 amino acids. Gene Ontology annotation, biological process: protein K63-linked deubiquitination. The record is from RefSeq and is a predicted model, not a curated record. Gene Ontology annotation, cellular component: cytosol.
AUGACGUCAACAAAAAACCUGUACUUCAUCAUAACAAGAAAACCUGAAUUCCCAGGACACAUCAGUGCUGGCUGCAUAUGCUACAUCAGUGAGUACAAGCACAGAUCAUCACUCAGAACAAGAUCUCGUUCUCCCAUAAAGUUGCCCGUCUUCGUCAUGGGCUCACGUUCAGGACUAGAUUAUGACCUAGAGGUGAGUAGUAUGGAAGAGCUGAGUGCAGAGGAAGCAGAGCUGUUGCUAGCCCUGUCUGUGGAUGCAGAGAGGCUGAAGUGGUUCAAGGAGAGAGAUGCUCUUCGAACAGCAAAAGGACUCACUUUGGGUACUGAAGUGACUGUGGAAGAAGGAGGAGCGAAGCUUCGAGGCAUCCUUCGCUACAUUGGAAGACUUACAGAGCCAACAUAUUCUGCUCCCUUACCAGGAACGUUCUUUGGCAUUGAACUGCAGGGAGAAAACAAAAGGAAGGUGAAGACGGAUGGGUCCUACCAAAAUAAAACCGUCUCCUGUAAAAAAGAUUGUGACCUUGUUGUCCCAUUCUCCAGAGUCAGGCCUGUGGUGCCCAGCUCCUUGUCACCCUCCAUCCCUGCACACUCACAAACAGAAGAGCUCAAUCCUGGAGAUAGAGUCACUUACUUUGUCAAUGAUACAUGUCGGCAUGGAAUGGUUGUCGAUGUGUUGCUAAAUGUUGUCCGGAUCUCUACAGACACAGAUGAGAAUGGAAAGAGAGGGGGCGAAGUUGACGUUCCACUGGAGUCGGUUUUUAAGGGAGAGGUGCCUGCAGAGUCAGAGAGCAUGGAUGUUGAUACACCCCCGGUGGAACCAAACACUGAUGAUCUGUACUUGGAUCUGAGUGUGAACUCUUUGGUGGAGGUGACCUUAGGCAAAGGCAGUUCAUAUGGAAUCAUCCGCUGGAUCGGCAGUCUGCCUACUCGGCAGGAAACCAUGGCUGGACUUGAGCUGGAGGAAGACAAUGGAGUGAGUGAUGGUACCUUUAAAAGUGAGCGUUUCUUCAGUUGUCCCCCCAAAAGGGCUCUGUUUGUGAAGCUUAGCUCCUGCCGUCCUGACUCACGAUUUCAGAGCACAUCAGCCAGUCACAGCGAAAGGAUGCCAAAACAGGAAGACGCAGAGGGAGAGGUAGAGCACAGUGCGGGGAAGCUGGAGACUGUUCCUCCAAUCAGCACCGAGCAGGUUAACCAGAUUUUGAUUGGACGAAUGAAGGGGAUCCAAGGCCACUGCAACUCCUGCUACAUGGAUGCUGCCCUCUUCAGCUUGUUUUCCUGCUCCUCUGUGUUGGACUCCAUGCUGUUUAAAUCCACAGAACCUCAAGAUGCCCCGAUUCAGAACACAUUGCUCCAUGACAUUGUUAAUCCCCUCCGCAGUAAGGGCUUUGUGGAAGGGCGGCACAUCAUGAAGCUCCGGAAACAGCUGCAGAACCACGGCUACAGUCACUCCUUCACCACGGAUGAGAAGGAUCCAGAGGAGUUCCUUACUGUCAUCAUGCACCACAUCCUUGCACUGGAUCCUCUACUCAAACUCUCAGCGGCCGGUAAAGUGCAGGAGAGUUACUGCUAUCAGAUCUUCUUGGACCAGAACCACAGCCUGGUGCUGCCGACAGUCCAGCAGCUGCUGGAGCAUUCCUUCCACACGGCCGGACUCAAGCUGGCAGAGGUGCCAUCCUGCCUCAUCCUCCAGAUGCCUCGCUUUGGGAAGAAAUUCAAGAUGUUUGACAAGAUCAUUCCCUCUCUGGAGCUGGACAUCACUGACCUCCUCUCUGAAGGUCCUCAGCAGUGCAUGCUGUGUGGAAACUUGGCCCAGAUGGAGUGCCCCGACUGUUUCACAGAUCCUCUUUUCAGCCGGACGGGAUUCAAAAUUUUCUGCAAGACAUGUUCAUCUCAGGUGCACUCUCAUCCUCAGCGCCGGUCCCAUCAGCCAGCUGCUCUGGGCAUCCCCGAGGGUUACGCGGGCCGCGGCACGCCUCACUCUCUGAUCCGAGACAAGCUGGAGCUGUUCGCUGUGCUCUGCAUCGAGACCAGCCACUACGUGUCCUUCAUCAAACACGGUCGCAGCAGCCAAGACUGGAUCUUCUUUGACAGCAUGGCCGACAGACAAGGGGAGAGAGACGGCUUCAACAUCCCGGAGGUUCACGCCUGCCCCGAGGUCGGCGUGUACCUGGAAAUGUCUCCGGCGGAGCUGGCCAAUCAGGUGCCUCGAGACAUGAAAGGCGUGGCCAAACGUCUCUUUUGUGACGCCUACAUGUACCUGUACCAGAGCACCAACAUGUGUCUCUAUCGCUGAGCGGACGCAGCCCCGCAGCUUACUCUUUGCACAAAAUGUAAAUUGGGGGGGAAAAAAAUAUGUUUGCUUUUGUAAUUCCAUGUAAUUUCCUUUGUGGGUUAGUUUGCUAUUCUUUUAUGAAUGUGUGGAAGUACACACAUGAAGCUUAAAAAAUGUGUAUAUAUAUAGGUUUUCUGCCCUGGUGCUGGGAAAGUAUUAUCAGGCUUAAAUAAUUUAUAACAAUAUUGUUUUACUUUAAAAAGUACAAACUGAGGUUGCGUGCUCAACCAUUUUGCACUAUUAAGACAAGAAAUUGACAAUCACUGACGUGUUAGAAGGACAAAACUUGCACUGUGAUAUGAUAUGUAGUUUACUGCUUCCUCUUGGUGUUUGAUAAUUAUACUUGCAAUUUGUAUACUGAGUAAAUGAGUGAUGGUUUCAGAGUGGCCUGUUGUAAUAAAUGAAACUUAACAGUAAUAUUACAAAUACAAUGUUAUUAAUUUCCUCAGUAAGCGCACCAUUGUACCUUAAUGUUUUCCUACUAAUAAGGGUUCAGGCUGGACCAGUUGCUUUAUAUAUUUCAGUAGAAUUUGUUCCUAUUCUUUUAAAGAUUCAAUAUGAAAAUGCUCUUUUGUAUCUCUCAGCAUCUUAACUGAUGUGAUGUUUGGGAUAAAGUUGGGAAAACUGCACUCAAAUGGCAAUGGCUACAUAGAGGUCAAGGCUAAACCUUUCCAUUUAUACUGUACGUUUAUUGCAACUUGUUCUGAUAUACAAUACAAUUAGUUAUUGUAAUAAAACGUAUCCCUAGUCCUGCA